Helianthus annuus (common sunflower) is the source of this 2037-nucleotide messenger RNA. Its product is annotated as nucleolin 2. The coding region runs from base 324 to 1847 and encodes 507 amino acids. The record is from RefSeq and is a predicted model, not a curated record. NCBI's taxonomy places the organism in Eukaryota, Viridiplantae, Streptophyta, Magnoliopsida, Asterales, Asteraceae. The transcript is spliced from 11 exons. Gene Ontology annotation, molecular function: RNA binding.
CACUUACCAUAUAGGUCUUCAGGAUCGCAUACACGUCCCUUGCACGGAUUUGCCAAUACAUACAUGACAUCUCGAGGGUCUCAAUUGUUUUUUCUUAUAAAUCAGCCAUAUAAAGGAUGAAAUUACUAUUUUACCCUCACCACUGACGGUCAAACAUAGUCAAAUCAACAGAAGUUGGGUCGAGGGAUUCGUAUGGCAGCACUUUUCAUCUUACGAGGUCUCAAGAAGAAAAAAAAUCUUUUGGGAGCUCAACAUGCUUUCAGCUGGAAAGUUCUGGGACGCAAAUUGUCGAGAACCCCAGAAUAAACUUUUUGGUGCAUCGAAUGGCUGAAUCACGCCUACAAGUCGAUUCAGAUCUUGCUCCACCCACCAAUCCAAUAAACAAUGGCAAGAGAGGUGCAGAGGAGGUCGUUGAGCCUCAAGUUGUGGGUAACAAGAAGCAUAAGAAAACGGAGGGACAGAACGAGGUUGAAAGACCUCCAGCAACUACACAAGAUGAUGCCAAAAGAGUUAGUAUCUCUAAUGAGUACAAGGAAAAAGACAAAGAUGAUUGUUCUACACAGGACCGCCAAAUCCCAAAUAGAAGAAAUGCUCUCAAACAGAAAAGUGAGUUGUUACUUGAUCAUCCGACAAGGCUUGAUUUGGCAACAGAACACAAUCCUACUCGUGACACGGGAUCAAAAACUUUGUUUCUUGGCAAUUUAAGUUUUUUAAUUGAAGAAGACGAUGUAAGGGAUUUCUUCAAAAAUGUUGGCGAAAUUGCUGACAUCCGAUUUGCCAUUAAAGAUGACCGAUUCUUGGGCUAUGGCCACAUUGAGUUCGCCACUGCUGAAGCAGCUCAAGAGGCUCUCAAACUAAACAAGGAGGUUCUACUAGGUCGGCGAGUUGCACUUGAGUAUACAAGGCGACAACGAGGUGCGUACACACCGGGUAACAGCAUGGACAAGUCUAACCAAAGGGGUGGUGGUCAUGCUCAAGCAAAAACGGUAUAUGUUCGAGGAUUUGAAUCUAGGGACGGUUUUGACAAUAUUCAGAGUAGACUUGAAAAGCAUUUUGACAAGUGUGGAGAGAUUUCACGUGUGUACAUACAGAAAGAUCACGUGUCUGGGGCUCCUACAGGAGUUGCUUUUAUUGAGUUUACAGACAGGAAUGGGUUCUGUCAAGCUUUGGGGCUUGAUGGAUCUGAAGUUGGAGGCAGCAGGCUAACUGUAGAAGAAGCCAAAAAGCAAAGAGGCGAUGGCUGGAGUGGCAUCUAUGUUAGAGAAAGUGGGUGUGGUGGUGGUCGGAGUGCCUCUGCUGGCAACUAUGAUAGAGAAACUGGGUCUCGUGGUGGCUCUGCUGGCAGCCAUGUUAGGGAAAGUGGGUCUGGUGGUGGUCGGAAUGGCUCUCAUGGUGGUUGGAGUGGCUCUGCUGGUAGCUAUGCUAGUGAUAGUGGGUCUGUUGGUGGCUGGAGUGGCUCUGGUGGUGGAUGGAGUGGCUGUGCUGGCAGCUAUGGUCGAGAAAGUGUGUCUGGGGGGAGCUAUGGUCGAGAAAGUGGGUCUGGUGGCAACUAUGGUCGAGAACGUGGGUCUCGUGGUGGCUGGUGGCGUAGAGAAAGUGGCUAUGGUAGCAGAUUGUGUAUGGAAAGUGGUUAUGGCAGCGUCUCACAUACCGAAAGUGGCUCUGGUGGCGGUUGGCGUAGGGAGAGUGGCUAUGGUCGUGGUGGACGGGGAUGGGAAAGUGGAAAUGGUUAUGGUGGCUGGGGUCGAGGAAGCAGCAGCAGGUCUAAUGAUUGUGGGUUUAGCAGUAGCGGUGGCGGUAGAGUUAGCAGCCACCGAGUGGGCAGCAGAAGAGGUGGCCUGCCAUGAACAAGCAGUUAAGUUUUCCUCAAUUUUCUUCAUCAUGGCAAAGGCUCCAUAAUAUCUCCGGUGGGUAUUACUUUUUUUUUUUUUUUGUUUAAGUUGCUACUAUCAUCUGCAUGUAUGACUGCAAACAAAUUCAACCUUUUCAUGAUGCAUAUCUUUUCAUAUAAUUUGAUUCUCUUGUUUUUUUGUGGUU